Molecule: messenger RNA, 333 nt
Organism: Sorex fumeus (smoky shrew)
Lineage: Eukaryota; Metazoa; Chordata; Mammalia; Eulipotyphla; Soricidae
Product: collagen alpha-1(I) chain-like
Exons: 3
Coding region: 1-333 (110 amino acids)
Source: RefSeq, a predicted model, not a curated record
AUGCUGCCGCCGGGCGCCCGCGGGCCGAGCGCGCCGGACGCCGCCCGGGGGGCGCCCCGCCACAACCCCCGCGGCCCCCCCGCCCCCCCCGGGAACGCGGCCCAGACGGCGGCGCCCAUUGGGCCCCGGGGCGCGGGCGCGGGCGCCGCAGCCAAUCAGCGCGCGGCAGCCGGGGGCGGGGGCCCGGUGGCCCUGCCCCGGGCACCGUCCGCGCGCGGGCGGAGGAAGCGGCGCCCAGGGGAAGUGGCCGCGGCGGCCGAGGAGGAGGGGCCGGGCUCGGGACCCGCGGACCCGGACCCCCGGGAGGUGCUGAAACCAAAGGAAAGCAACUAA